UUAUUAUUAUUAUUAUUAUUAUUAUUAUUGUUGUUGUUGUUGUUAUUGUUAUUGUUAUUGUUAUUAUUAUUAAAAAACAAAACAGGAAAGUCCGCUUGUCUUUUGAACAAGCAACACCUGGAUGGUUGAGAAUCUCUGUGUGCGUGCAGAAGCCGUCUCUGGAAUUGCUCACCUGUCUGUCUCUUUACAGGGCACCUGUCCCAGAACUCCAAGCCAGAUACAUGGCUGAAAACUCCUUAAAGAAUGCAGGUGCUUCUCCCUGUGUUGGCUCAGCUGCCAGCCUCGAGAAGAAAAAGAGGGCAGGUUGCAACGGAGUUUUAAAACUGCCCGGUUUGAGGGCUACAUCAGCGUUCCGGAUGGAAAGUUCAUUGCUUAGAGUGGUGUUCCUCCACCUCGACAACUUUUAAUACGCAUGGACUUCAACUCAGAUUUCCCCAGCCAGCAUGAAUUCUGGGAGUUGAAAUCCACACAUCUUGAAGUCGGGUUAUAACAUUAUAUAACCGUUCGGAAUUGACUACGUCGCAAAGCCAGUUCAGAGAAAAGGUGGGAAAGAAAAUGGAAUUGGUAGAGGGAGGUGAAAUCUCUUGGCUGAAGAAUCCCACUCCCCAAUUUUAACCUAGAGCAGGGGUCCCCAAACCUUUUGGGUACCAGGGACUGAUUCUGUGGAGAAAGGUUUUUCCACGGACCGGAGAGUACAUGGUUUUGUCUGCUGCCUGCAUCCCACAGAUGGGGCUUUGCUUGUUUGUGGGGACCGGUUGCUGGCAUGCCGUGGCCUGCUACCGGUCCACAGACCGGGGGUUGGGGACCCCUGGUGUAGAGAGCAACGCUAUGGCCUGUUCUCCACACAUCUUCUAAUUUUUUUCUGUCCCUUCUGGUUAGCCCCUGGCUCAGGUGCCCUGCCGCCAGUGUGCCGUGGUGUCCAGUUCUGGACAGAUGCUGGGCUCCCAUUCAGGGAAAGAGAUUGACGCCAAGGAAUGCGUCCUGCGUAUGAACCAGGCGCCCACCCAGGGCUACGAGGAAGAUGUGGGCAGGCGUAGCACCCUCCGGGUGGUCUCCCACACCAGCAUCCCUUUGCUGCUACGCAACCAGAGCUACUUCUUCAAGCAGUCCUAUGACACCACCUACAUCAUCUGGGGUCCUCCCCGGCUGAUGAGGCGGGAGAAGAUCGGCUUGGUCUAUCGGAUGCUGGCGAAGGUCAAGGAGAUGUACCCGGCCUUGCGUCUCUACACGCUCACCGAGCAGAUGAUGGCCCACUGCGAUGAGCUCUUCCAACUGGAGACAGGGAAAAAUAGGAUGAAGUCUGGUUCCUUCCUCAGCACCGGCUGGUUCACCAUGGUUUUGGCGAUGGAGUUGUGCGAGCAGAUUUUUGUCUUCGGCAUGGUCAGUGAGAACCAUUGCAAAGACAAGAACCAGCCUCUGGUGCCUUACCACUAUUUUGAGAAGGGGCGGCUGGACGAAUGCCAGAUGUACCAGGUCCACGAACAAGCUGCCCGUGGCGGGCACCGUUUCAUCACCGAGAAGGCCAUUUUUUCUCGCUGGGCCAAGAAAAGGAACAUUAUCUUUACUCAUCCGUCGUGGUCCAAUGGGUAGAAGGGGCUAUUUGUGGCUGGCUGGCUGAAGCUUUGCCACGUGGGGAGGCCGGAGUAAUUACGGCGUUGCAAAAAACUUGCACGGAAGGACAAAGUCUGCGUGAUCAAAAUAUCUCUCCACCUUCUUCUGUUGGCUACCAGUUUUUAACUUCCGCUCAGAGACUGCACAGUCUUCCUGGUUUUUUUUUAUUAUUUCCUCUGUGCCUGCUGAUGUGUUACGAUCCUUGCACAGCAAACAGAAAUGCUCUCAUCAAAAGCUGAGGUUUGAUGCUCUUAAACCAGUUUCCUCUUUCAGGCAGAUUCUGGAGGGUUGAAUCGAGAAGAAGGAGAUUUUGAUGUUUUUGUGUUGCAAAAGCCCUCCCUGAAAAUUAAAGGCACAACCAUCACGAAAGCAGAGAGAGAGAGAGAGAGAGAGAGAAAAGAAAGAAAGAAAAGAAAGAAAGGAAAAAGGGAGAAAGAGAGAGGAGAGAGAAAGAGAGACA
This is a messenger RNA of Crotalus tigris (Tiger rattlesnake), 2071 nucleotides long. RefSeq names its product ST6 N-acetylgalactosaminide alpha-2,6-sialyltransferase 4 (gene ST6GALNAC4). The transcript has 5 exons. The record is from RefSeq and is a predicted model, not a curated record. The coding region runs from base 934 to 1590 and encodes 218 amino acids. NCBI's taxonomy places the organism in Eukaryota, Metazoa, Chordata, Lepidosauria, Squamata, Viperidae. Gene Ontology annotation, molecular function: alpha-N-acetylgalactosaminide alpha-2,6-sialyltransferase activity. Gene Ontology annotation, biological process: ganglioside biosynthetic process; oligosaccharide metabolic process.